ACUAGGCAGCGCUAGGAGGACGGAAAUUGGUAUUUCCUGCCUGGUCACGCCUCCUCGUUUAUUGGUCUUUGUCUUCACCCAAACACAGCGGAGACUUGUCUGAACUUCCGCUCCCCAAGGCCAAGGGUAGACCCCGCCCCGUGGCGGUUUCGUAGCUGCGCGUGCGGCUGAGUUCCGGCAUGGAGCGAGGAGGGCUGGGCUGCACGGUUUGCGUGCUGACAGGGGCCUCCCGGGGCUUCGGGCGCGCGCUGGCCCCGCUGCUGGCGCAGCUGCUGGCACCCGGUUCGGUGCUGCUCCUAAGCGCACGCAGUGACUCGGCGCUGCGGCAGCUGGAGGAGGAACUGGGCGCGCAGCAGCCCGGCCUGCGAGUGGUGCGGGCCGCAGCCGAUCUGGGUACCGAGGCCGGCUUGCGGCAGGUGCUGUGCGCGGUGCGCGAGCUCCCCAAGCCCGAGGGGCUGCAGCGCCUGCUGCUCAUCAACAACGCAGGCAGUCUUGGAGACGUGUCCAAAGGCGUGUUGAACGUGAAUGACCCAGCUGAGGUGAACAACUACUGGGCCCUGAACCUGACCUCCAUGCUCUGCUUGACCUCGGGCACCCUGAAUGCCUUCCCGGAUAGCCCAGGCCUGAGCAAGACUGUGGUUAACAUCUCAUCUCUGUGUGCCCUGCAGCCCUUCAAGGGCUGGGGACUGUACUGCGCAGGGAAGGCUGCCCGAGACAUGCUGUGCCAGGUCUUGGCUGCUGAGGAGCCCAGCGUGAGGGUGCUGAGCUAUGCCCCAGGUCCCUUGGACACAGACAUGCAGCAGUUGGCUCGGGAAACCUCCAUGGACCCAGAGUUACGGAACAGACUGCAGAGGCUGAAGUCAGAGGGGGAGCUGGUGGAUUGUGGGACGUCAGCCCAGAAACUGCUGAAUUUGCUGCAAAAGGACACCUUCCAGUCUGGAGCCCACGUGGACUUCUAUGACAAUUAAGCCCCAUGUCCUGCCCCAAUGCCCCCCACACCAAUGCUGCCUAACACAAGCAUAAGCCCUCAGACAUAGCCAACAGGUUGUGGCUGGCAUUACCAGGCUUCUGUAGGGGCCUGAGAGAGAGUUGAUGGGUAUUGGAGUUCUCUGUCCCCAGGAAGAAAAUUUUAGAUCUGGGGACCGCCAAAAUGAAAACACUGGAGAGAUGA
This is a messenger RNA of Psammomys obesus (fat sand rat), 1171 nucleotides long. It is a transcript of the gene Spr, whose product is annotated as sepiapterin reductase. NCBI's taxonomy places the organism in Eukaryota, Metazoa, Chordata, Mammalia, Rodentia, Muridae. Bases 180 to 968 code for a protein of 262 amino acids. Gene Ontology annotation, biological process: tetrahydrobiopterin biosynthetic process. The record is from RefSeq and is a predicted model, not a curated record. Gene Ontology annotation, molecular function: sepiapterin reductase (NADP+) activity. The transcript has 3 exons.